This is a messenger RNA of Seminavis robusta, 1546 nucleotides long. Lineage: Eukaryota; Bacillariophyta; Bacillariophyceae; Naviculales; Naviculaceae. The record is from the annotation of a GenBank genome assembly.
UCGAGUUUUCUAGCCAUAAUCCAAUGCUACCGUUUGCCGCCGUCCGCGCGAGUGCGACCUGCUCCUUCCAACUUUCAAAAAAUUGCCGCCUCUCUCACUUCAUUUUUUUCGAAAACAUCACAUUUCUUCUGUUGUUUCUCGUUCUGAUACCUUGCCUUCCCACGGCUUGUUUGAGUGGUACCAGUAUUGGCAAUAGGACUUCAUCGACUCGACUAGACUCAUCAACAUGCCAAAGGUCAAGCCAACAUGGGUGUGCCAGAGUUGCGAGCGCCAGUUCACAACCAAGUACAGCUUGAUGCGUCAUUUCAAGCGCUUCCCACAGCAUUCGCCUCCUCAUCUCAGUCCAACUGACGGCGAGAUCAAGCCGAUCACAGUCCAAAUCAACGACAAUGUUAGAACUGUGACCGGCAUUCCUAUCCAAUUGGCUCCCGGCUCUGCUUCCUCUCAUGGACAUGGAACUCGGUUUCGGCAGCACAAGCAUCAGGAGAUUUCCGAAGAAGAGGAUGCUGUCAUGGUAGAAUCAAGCACUUCCAAGAAGAACUCACAGCAGCAGCCAAUGAACCAUUCGACUGGACACUCUGGACGCCGUUACUCGCUUCACAACGUUUCCGACAUCGAAACAUCGCCAUCUUCUUCCGAGUUUGAUUCUCCUGCCGCCAAUGAUACUUCUACCGAAGAAAUGUCCAACGACGAGGCUCCCAGCACCAAGAAGAAUCAGCACUAUCCCUUUCUCCCGCCAUUCUUGGAAGAUGAACAGAUUCUGAACAUUGCUACCCCUCAGCAGCCACUACAGCAGACUGUCCAUUCUCCACUCCCUCCAUCUGGAGCUCUAUCUCCGGCUCCUCCAUCGGCCGAUCCCAACCGACUCUUGUCCUCUCCCUUGGCGGCACACUACAGUUGGGUCUUUGCCAAGGACACUACCGCUCCAGAACCAGGACAAGCUUUUCUCAGUCCAUUGGCACCUGCUUGUACGAGUACCAACUUCCGUCAGGUCUUUCAAGAAGAAGAGGAAAAACUAAAGCGAUUGGCGGCAUCCGCAAACAAACAUGUUCGUUCUCCUGUCGAGUUGGCGGCGCUAGACAAGAGUCUCUUGUUGGGAGACGAAGAAGCGACCAGUCCCUUUACGUUUAUGGAAAAGACGUCUUCUCACGAACCCAUCAUCCCCGUGGCAGCCACCGCCCUGGACUUUCUUUCGCCACCCUACCAGUCGGCUCGUGAAGUCAACAUGGAUGACUUGGACCUGGGACGCUUCUACGCGCCCAUGGUAUGACGGAGAGAAGCAGCUUUGAUCACGCUAGUCAGGCUCGUCUGUGUCAAUGUGUCUGUAUGUUUGUGUUUGCUGAUGAAUACUGUGUCUAUUCCAUUUCAUGUUGUACUUUAACGGGGGUUGGGGAACCAGAUCGGUGGUUGUGAGUUGAAAGAUGGUUUCGAAGAAUGAUCCUCUCUAUAUAAUACAUAUGUUGCAUUCUUUAGUAAGUAGGAAAGAUAAUAAUAAGUGACUGACAGGCGUCGAUACUUGCAUAAUAAGAAGCUUCAGUUAACCCAU